GAAAGCUGGCUUUUCUCACUUUACUCACACAUGCACGUGCCACAACUUGUAGUACGAAACCGCUUCCCUGGGAAAACAAGAGUGGGAAACAAGCUCUCCUAAUGCUGCUUGGAUGCAUCUCGAUGCAUCUCCACCUCAAAGUAUUUAAAUCCCAAUUAUUGAAAGCAAAAAUGUGCAGCUUUGGGUAGACCGUACUUUUUUAGAACAAGCUUAAAUGCAAUGUAUAUUCCUUUUUUAGUGGGCGACUAGGUGGUGUCUCCACCCUGCUGUUAUUUUAAAGAAUUUUUAACACUCCCCAAGCCCUUAAGAUGUGUUGAAUUGAGCAACUGAAAUAAGUAUGAUAAUACCAGCACUGAGGCAAUUGUAAAAUAAGGCGACCUUCACAUGUAUAAUAUCUGACAGUUGUGACUUGACUUGGAAUUUUGACGUGAUAAAAGUCCUCAGUGCAAUGACUGUAUCACUUCAUUUUUCUGUUGUGAAAAUUUAUGUGAGAGAUUCAUGUUGAAAAUUCAAACUGUUACUAUGUCAGAGAAAACUUUAAAAAUGAUGUUUUCUCUAAGAUAAUUUGGUUUUCACAUGCCAGUAAUAUUCUGUAAGCUGUGGACUGCUGAUGCUAAAAGCAGUGCUAUAAUAGUCAGUUUGAAACUGUGGCAGCCCUGAACAAUAAUAAACAACAUAAUCAGCCAUCACUACAUAUGUUCAUUUUAAAAAGUGGUAUUAAAAGUUUGCUACAAUAUAGAGUUUCAGCUGCUGUCUGAAUUCCAAUAAUUUUAUUUUUGUAACUUUUAAAACAUUGAAUUCAUAGAAGUCUCAAAACUCGGUGCAAGAGUACAAUCUUUCUUGGAGAAUUUAGCAAAUCAGUAGAGUUGUAACCUGUUUGACCUGGCUGAGGAACAUAGAAUAUGUCACAAUUGUGGCACCACAAAAGAGAACGCACACACACUCUUCUGUGAAUAGUCCUAGGCUAUAUCCAUGGAAGUGUUUUCUCGCAAACGGUUAUUCAGAGCCAAUUUCUCUGUAACUUGAUUAGCAUAAGUGUCCACAAGGUCCCAGUUUUUCUGUCAUUAUAUUCACUGCUAUUCCACUGCAUGCCAUCUGCACCAAUGGGCAGAGCUUGUUGGAAUUUAUUUAGGAUGUGUUUUUCUGCCCCUCCCCUCAGUCGCUCCUUUCUCACCCACCACUGCCUUUUUCCAUUCUAGGCCUGCAUGCAACUAGUUCUGUACGUGCAUGUAAGAGCAAUACAACAAAAACAUAAAAUGUGCAAGAGCAAAUGUUACAAGUAUUUUCACAAUGGGGGAAAAGGAACAUUGUGCUUUUUUGGGUGGAAAGGACACCUCAAAUUCCACCUUCAUGGGUUCCAUAUAGAAUAAAGAACCAGACAGCACAGCAGCUACAUUUAAUCCUGUUGCUGAAAGAAAGUCAUAGUACAUAUGCAAACCUUUUAUAUAUAUGUAUAUUAGCCCCUGUCACAUUGAGGAGAUCCCUUUGCCAGCUGUUUGCCACACAAGGAAGGAGCUGGAGCCAUGCAGCCAUUAUCAGGGUCUGUGGCUCCCACAGAGACCCCACCAGUCAGCCUCAAGAGCAACCUGAGUGUGGCAAACUGAAUUGCUUAUACUAACUGGGGGGACAGCCUACAUGGGCCACCAGAAACAAAAUGGCUAGGUUACAUUCAUCUGAGGAGCAAAAGGAAGUAGAAUUGUGGUGAUAGAAGCCACCCACUGAAACAUCAUCACACAAGUGGCAAACUUCUAAUAAAAAAAAAUCUAAGGAGCUUCAACAGCAGCAGUGACUGCAGACAUAUAACAGAUUAUUUUUACUUGCUGGAUUUUCUGUGGUAAAGAAAUCCAGAUUAAAUGGGAAAGUACAGGCUGCCAUUUUUAUGACAACAACUUUGUCUGGAUGCACGAAAAACUUUCAUGCAUAAGUAGCACUGAUUCCACAAUAAAAUCUCAUCUGGAAGUGCCCCUUCACAGCUAACAUUGAUGUGGGAAGUUGGAGAAUUCCAGCAAUGAACAUAGUCUGUGGCAUUCAGCACCCCCAGACCAAUUGGGACAAAGCCCACCCUGCACCCCCAGAAGAGAGUGGAGCCCUGGAAGCACCAUGGUUAGUAAACAUAUAUGGCAAUGGCAAAAGGUGCCAAGGAGUUGUCCUGAGCAGCUGGUGGAUCCUGACAGCAGCCAACUGUUUCCUGCUGAUGCAGCCAAGCCAUGUAGAAUUGACCGGGUCUCAUGGGCGUUUCGCCACCAAGACAGUGAGCCAGUUUGUGUCACACCGGGGCUUCAGCCCUUGGGAUACAGCACCCAGUAAUGACCUGGGACUCAUUCUGCUUGGCCAGCCAAUUGACUUAAGGAAGCAAGACAUGUGGCCAGCUUGUCUCAUUCAGAAACAACAACCUUAUGACACACAGGAAGAAUGCAGAAUUUUGGAACGAGGACAACAUGGGUCCAUCAGGUGGUUGCUAAAGGAGAUGGCCGUGCAUAGUUUGGUGACAUCAGAAUGUGCCACACAUUGGCCUGACAUAAGCAAAUCAUGGAACUUGUGUGUUUCAAGAGAGGUGUCUAACAUCACAGACUGCAUGAUGCCUGUAGGCAGUCCUGUGAUCUGCCAUGACCCUGUCAGCGGGCACUGGGAGGUGAUGGCCAUUGUGAGCAAGAGCUUACAUAAUUGCACAGCUCCUAUCCUGGCUUCCCAGAUUUUACCCCAUCUGAAGUGGCUGCAGCAAGAAGGAGCAGUAAAAAAUCAUCUCCAUCCAAACCUGGAAGAUAACAAAACCACUCCUGGUGAACUGUCUUCCUCAGCAGCAAAACUCUUGUCUUCAACUGCACCAUCAAAUGCUAUGUCUAAAACAGAAGGAGAAUUAUCUUCAACAGCCGGACAACCCGUCACGUUCCCAACAGGAAUGGUAUUCAAACCACCAACACAAACCCCAUUAAGUACACCCACAACAGCUGUUCAUACACCCACAAAAGCUCUUCAAGUACCUGUAAUGCUACCAGUUGCAGAACAAGCAUCUGGAGUAUCUCAAACCAUUGGACCAGUUUCAACAUUGGAAACAUUUACUACCAAGCCACCACUCUUAGAAACAACCUUGACAACUAAACCAUCAGCACUGGAAACGAUGACUACUGAACCCUCAUCACCAAAAGCUACAAAACCAUUGAAUAUAAUACCUAAAACUUCAGAGCACUCUACACUUGCCUCUUCCUCAACACCUUCCCCAGCAGCCAAUCAUGUAAUUCUUAUACCACCCCCAACAAUCCAGACAUCAUCACGUGUAACACCCACCACAAGACAGUCUCUCCCCCAAACCACAACACCACCGCAUGUAGCACAUUCAACUACCAUACACUUAUCACUUGCAUCAUCUACAACUAGGCAAUCAACUAAAACAGCCAGAGAAGCAUCUUCUUUAGUAUCUUCCACACCUGAACAGCAAUCAUCUGCAUCACCCACAACACUUGUAAAAUCCACAACAGCACAACAGUCAUCCGCAACACCAUGGCAGUUAUCCGCAGCACCAUGGCAGUCAUUUGCAGCACCACAACUGUCAUCCACACCACAACAGUCCACAAUGCCACAACAGUCAUCCACAACACCACAACAGUUGUCUACAACACUGCAGUUGUCAUCUGUAGUCUCUUCUACAACCAAACAAACAUCUGUAAUACCCACAACAAGACACUCACCUGAAGCUUCAACAACUGUCGGACAACCACAUGUAGUAAUAAUAGCUGCUGCCACUCCAAGGCAAUCAAACCCUUUGCCAUCUCCAGAGACCUUAACAUCACCUCCUACAGCAGCCCCAUCACCCACACCUGCACAUGAUGUCAAUCAAGGUGCUCCUGUUCAUUUCAUUGUAGCUGGGCCACAGUUCCCCAAGAGUAAGCGUGAGGCAAACCCACCUCCUAGCCCUUCCCUACCAUUACUUGUCCCAUCUACUGCAGCCAUCCCCAUAAUUCCGAGCUUGCAAUUCCCUGUGCGGGUGACAGUGAAACAGUGUGAGAUGGGACUGGCAUGGAAUACCAAUUCCCAUACCUACCAAUUGAACAAGAUGGCAAUUCUGAUGGAUCACAAAGUUGGAUGUGGGCUGCGGCCUGAUUUUGUGCCCAAAUGCCCGGGCUGUUCCGAGGCCGAGAUGGGUGAAUUUCCAUGGGUUGUCUCUCUCAAGAUGCCCAUCCAACACUUGUGUGCUGGCUCCAUUCUCAACCCCUGGUGGAUUUUAACCUCAGCCAACUGUGCCAACCUUAUAAAGAAUUCAGAAGCUUUGGCACUGGUGCAGGCUGGUCUGGUUGAUGUCCCCAAGGCAAUGUACUCAGUGCAGAUCCACCAGGCUCUGAUACACCCAGAUUGGUUGGAGCAGAAGGAUCUUCACAACCUGGGCCUUUUGCUAUUGGAGGAGCCACUGGAAUUUGGGCCUCUUGUUGCCCCUGUGUGUCUGUCAGACAAAACAGAUAUGAUAGAUGACUUCAGAAAAUGCUGGCUACCAGUCUGGACUGUGCUGGAGGGAGGCUCUACUGUACUACUGAGACAUCCCUUAGACAUCCUGAGCAUCAGUAGCUGCAACCAGCCUGGAGAACAGCUCUCUAAUGCCAUCUUCUGUAUCAAGGCCCAGAUGGGCCAGGAAGGAGUCUGCAAGGGUAAUAUGGGCUCUCCACUGAUUUGCCCUGACCCCCAGGGUGGGGCUUGGCUACAGCUGGGGGUGUUGAGCAGUUUUGAUGAAGCCUGUUCCCGCCCUUAUAUCUUCAGUCGUCUUCCCUACUACUUACCCUGGUUGGAGAGGACCACAAAGGCUGCAGGGCAUCAUUACAAUCUCACAGCCCCUUGGGAACAUCUGGGGCCUAGAAAGCACCUUCGACUGCUACAGAAACCAGAGACCCUGGUUGCAUGGAUCUCGGCACAGUUGUCCUUGCCCUGGCAAGUGCUCAUUGCCACAUGUGAGAAUCAGAGCUGCGGGGGUUCAAUCCUGAACCACUACUGGGUGUUGACUACAGCACAGUGCAUUCGACAGGCGGACCCAGGAAGCACAGCUAUCUUUGUGAGGCUGACACAUCCUAAGGGCCAUGCCAAGGGGAUCCGCAUUGCUGGGAUUUACCCUUAUGAGGACAUUGCGCAAUACAGAGGUGGCUACAGUGUGGCUCUGCUGCUACUCCAGGAACCCAUCACCUUCGACCAACAUGUAGCUCCUAUUACCUUUUCCCCAAAGGAAUCCUGGGAUAGCUGCAAAGUGAUGGGGCUGCAAAUGAUGCAAUCCGGUGAGGUUGGGGCCGACCCCAGUGCAUACCAAGUCAAGGUGCUGAUGCCCUCAGACUGCGCCAAGGAACAUCCUGGGGUCAAUCCAGCCAUGUAUUGUGUUGUAAGGAAUAGCUCUACCUACCUGCCUGGAGCUGCUGUAGGUGAGGGUGCAGCCCUCCUGUGCCACUUGGAGGCCAAAAGCAUAACCUGGAGCCAGGUUGGCUUGAUGAGUGAGCCCUUUCCGGGAUCCCAGAUGGUUGUUCUGUCCUCCAGCAUCACCUCCUAUGUGGACUGGAUGGAAGAAACAUCAAAACAAGCCAAGCACCUAUUAUCCCUGCCCCGUGGAAGAGCUGCAGCCUGUGGACCAAUGAGUUGGGUGCUCCUCCUGAUUCUGUCAUUGUUCGGGGAGGUAGAGUUGGGCUGAAUGAAGGAGGGAAUAAGACAACAACUCCAUGCUGGAACCCUCUCCAUACAGUGCUACUCUGCACCCUGAGUUGAAGGGUUCAGCUUCAGCAGUUGACUGGGUGCCUGAAUGUCCAUGUUGCAAGUGGCCCCAUUCUCCUCAUCUCUGCAGGCACCAUGGGGCUCCACAUCCAGCUGCCAGAUGAAGGGUGGUCACUGCUGCCUCCAGCACUGGUCAGUCAGGGCUUCAGCCUGGAUGGCGCUGGAUGAGCGCCUUUAUGGACAUUUCCACCAACCAGAGACCUGCCCUGGGAGUGGGUAUCUGUCACCAAGUCUUGAGGCUACUGUGGGCUUUUGUGUCACCUGCGGCUUCAAUAAAUGAGCAAAUGACAAUUAUGCCAAAUGGGACAGAGAUAUUUCAGAGUAUGUAAGGUAUCAUCCUGAGGACUUUUAAGGGAAAAUAUAGGAAAACCAUGGCAGAGGUUCUGGAGAAUUUCUGUUUAAUACACUGAAGACUUUGCAAACUAGUGACUUAUUCAGUGGUGUGGGCCUCUCCCAUUACAUCUCCCAAGCAUGGGAUGUGCAUAGAGUAUGUGUCUGCAAUUGGGAAGUAUGUCUGAUCUAAGCACAUGGACUAUAAUCUUACAAUUAAAAUUGUGAAUAAAUAAAA
Rhineura floridana is the source of this 6304-nucleotide messenger RNA. Its product is annotated as serine proteinase stubble-like. The record is from RefSeq and is a predicted model, not a curated record. Gene Ontology annotation, biological process: proteolysis. Gene Ontology annotation, molecular function: serine-type endopeptidase activity. The transcript is spliced from 13 exons. Lineage: Eukaryota; Metazoa; Chordata; Lepidosauria; Squamata; Rhineuridae. Bases 2009 to 5656 code for a protein of 1215 amino acids.